UCUGUGUGUGCGUGUGUGUGUGUGUAAGACAUUUAUCACAUGCAGCACUUUGCUUAACCAUUAAACCCCUCUGCCCCACCCUCUCCACUCUUCAUGUCCAAUCCUGGAAACAACAGCGAUACACGAACUUCUUUCUCAGUUCAGAUACGACCCGGUGUGUGUGUACGUGUGUGAAACCGAGAGGGAGGAAAAAGUUUGUGAUAGAGGGACAAAAGGAAAACAGAAGAAGGGAUGAAGUUGUGGAUUGUGUGUGUGUUGUGUGUGGCUCCAGCUCUAGGGAGCAGCAUAUGUAAAUCAGAAUCGCAGAACAAUGGCUAUCUUGUCAGGCUCAGUAUUAAAACAGCGCUGGGAGAUAACGCUUAUGACUGGAACGACAGUGAGAUGUUCUUCUUCAGAGCGUCAGUGGCCUUCGCAAUGAUGAGCUACACCAACAAUGAGAACUACACCGUCUCAAACGUCUUGGUGUGUAAUGAAACAAAGCGAGUAUCAUUUUGGUUCGUGGUGUCGUCGCCGAGCGACAGCUCUCAGCUCAUUCCCAAACAUGUGGUGGAGAACGCCAUCAGGAAUUCGAGGAAUCGGAUCAAUAACGCGUUUUUGCUGACGGAUCAGACACUGGAGUUUGUGGGAAUAAACCCGACUCUGGCGGCUCCGGUGCAGUACGACACUCCACCAUGGCUCAUCGUGUUCGGAGUGGUGAUGGGAAUCGUGUGUGCCGGCAUCAUCGCCAUGCUCUUCAGCUCCUUCAUCCAGAAGACACGGGCGAAGAGGAAACACUCUGAGGAAGAGGAGGAAACCGGAGAAAGAGUGACAGGAAAUGGAAUAACGUGUGAGAUUCUGAAGGACAAAGAUGGCUUUGAUAACCGAGGAUUCACUGAUGAUCGUUUCACCCAACUCUAAAGACUGAUGCAGUUUAACACAUUUAUCAGGAACUUAAUGCAAACAUCUGAGCUAAUGUUGCUAGUAGCAGAAGUCAGGCUUCACUAGCCUUUAGUUCCACUCAGCUCCAGAAUUAUUGGCAGCCUUGGUAAAUAAAUAUUGGUAAAACUUAAAUAUGGCACGAUACCACUUUUCUUUUCUGAUACUGAAACCUUGAGCAUCAGCCGACUCCGAUAUCGUUUUCUUUUAAAACUAUUAAGCUUCCUUUCUUUUCUUUCUUUUAACUGAAGCACUUCACAGUUACACUCUUACACACAAAAAUCACUUACUGUACAUUGUACCAAUCCCAACAAAAUGUCGGUUCCAAAUAAAUUUCUUUCCUAAAUCCAAUUCCAA
Molecule: messenger RNA, 1272 nt
Organism: Ictalurus furcatus (blue catfish)
Lineage: Eukaryota; Metazoa; Chordata; Actinopteri; Siluriformes; Ictaluridae
Gene: cltrn
Product: collectrin, amino acid transport regulator
Exons: 6
Coding region: 232-897 (221 amino acids)
Source: RefSeq, a predicted model, not a curated record